Molecule: messenger RNA, 1824 nt
Organism: Geosmithia morbida
Lineage: Eukaryota; Fungi; Ascomycota; Sordariomycetes; Hypocreales; Bionectriaceae
Exons: 2
Source: RefSeq, a predicted model, not a curated record
AUGGCGGCGGCUUUCCGACCUGUCAACGAACCCCUCGCCUCAGAACCCGCCGCCACCAACAAAUGCGGAGCGGACGUCAUGACGCCAUCACCACCCACCCCCCGACCCAGCACCGAUCCUCAUCAUCAACAUCACCACCACGCCGCCGCCGCCGACGACGACGACCGCAGCAACAGUAGUAACCUGCCUGGCGACGGUAAGACGCCCACCCGGUCCACCUUCAGCCCCGGCAUCACCGGCCAGCAGCCUUUGCCCUCGAGUCCCUUUUCAUCCAACAACAUGGCCAACACCGCGACCCCUAAGACCCAUAACGACUCCCAUUCUCAUGCCCAUCGUCGGCGAGACUCCAUGGACGUCGACAUGGACGACUCUGACGGUGAGGGCCACCACGAUGACGGUGCUCCCUCUGACGACGAUAGCCUCAACGCCGAUGGCUCCAAAACCGGCCGCAAGAAGAAACUCGAUAAUCUGAGGCAGCAUGCUCAGACGGUCCACGUCAACGAGGACAUCCCCAUGGAUUCGCUCGCCGCCACCGGUUCCAGGUUCCAGCGCCACUUGCGUACCGAGCGUGUUCGUCAGGCUGGCAACAGGGCCAGGGCCUCGAAAUCGGGCAGUGCUGGUGGUCCGCCGAGGGGUCACUCGAAGUCGCUGUCGACGUCGAGUAUCAACAGCAUCGGAUCCGUCGCCCCGACCUACAGCACAGCCGCCGACGCCCGCCACCGCCCUCCCCCGCUCGUCAUGGCCGAUCCUCGGAGUCGACCCGCCGAUCCCUACCGCAGCAGCGAUGGACAUUACCAGUACCGACCUCCGUCUCCGAGUGAGUUUGGCACCCCCACCUCGGCCACCUUCUCGACCGGUCAGGGCAGCCCGCGGUGGUCGGGCAUGGGCUCGCCUACCUCGUCGCAUUCACGCUCCCAGAGCAUGUACUCGUCCGGCGCCCGCACUCCCGGCCGCCGCCUGAGCGUCCCGUCUGCCGUCCACGUCUUCCAGUCUCCUCCCGGCCCCAUCCCGGCUCGACCCAUGUUUGGUGGAUCGGGCCCGAUGAACACGUCCAACAACGGCGCCUUCGCCUCGGCCGCUCCCGGCAACAUCGCUGCCUCCCCGACGCUGGGCGCGGGCAUGUCGACCCGCCGCGAUUCGACGUCCAGCGCGUCCGAGGAUGCCUGGAGGCGACGCACCUGGCACCCUGACAGCCGAAUGCACGCCCAGAAUCAGCUCAGCAACGUGGCCAACCAGAGCUCCAUGCGACCAAACCCGCCCCCGCCCAUCGCCAACCGGUCCAACACGCAGUCGACCCUCCAACUGCCGGGCAUCGAGUCGUUUGACCAGCCCAACCGCCAUCACGGCGGCGGCCCUAUGACCCCGCCGAGGCAGCACCACUCGCCCAUGCUGCUGGAUUCUCAGCAGCCCCGGCCCCGCGAGAUGGACGAGCGCCGCAACCUCAACGCAUACGACGCCAGCAUCCAGCGUGGUCUCAACCGCCUCGACAUUGGCCCCAACACGCCGCCCCGCGAGCGAGCCGCCGCCUGGCUCGCCGACGUCAGCAAGACACACGCCCAGCUGGAGAGCGCCCGCACGAACCCGUCCAUUGUGCGCUUCGAGGGUCAGCCGCCACCUUCGUACGCUACCGGACCGCCCGUCAGCGGUGCCGGACGCGGCCGCAGCCUGCACCAGCACACCAUGUCGGCCCCCUCGAUGGUGACGUCGAGGGAGAGCAAACGCCGAGGCUGGUACAAUGGACCCUUGACGGUGCAUCAGGAGGAGGACCAGCAGCAGCAGCAGCAGCAGCAGCAACGACCUGCCGCAGAUCCUCGCGUGGCUAGG